Messenger RNA from Uranotaenia lowii, 2348 nucleotides. It is a transcript of the gene Orc3, whose product is annotated as origin recognition complex subunit 3. The transcript is spliced from 5 exons. Bases 102 to 2210 code for a protein of 702 amino acids. Gene Ontology annotation, molecular function: DNA replication origin binding. Gene Ontology annotation, biological process: DNA replication; DNA replication initiation. Lineage: Eukaryota; Metazoa; Arthropoda; Insecta; Diptera; Culicidae. The record is from RefSeq and is a predicted model, not a curated record. Gene Ontology annotation, cellular component: nuclear origin of replication recognition complex; DNA replication preinitiation complex; nuclear pre-replicative complex.
UUUUAAAGUGUUCAUCAGCUGUUUUGUUUUCGUAUGGUGUUCUAAAUAUUCAGCUGUUAAAUCGUAAAUUUGUGGUAUUUUUUAGUUAAAUUUAACAGGAUAUGGAUUCAACCGUGUCAGUUUCUAAGGGUGUGUUCGUGUUCAAGAACGGUGCCACCAAAGCCAAAAGUCGUCGGAAACCGCAGCCAUGCAACAGUCUGCUGAGCAAGUCGACAACCGAUAUGUUCUGGUACAGGAACUAUCGGCAGCUGUGGGCCACGAUCCAGGAUCAACUGGAUCGGCUGCAGUCCAGCGGGUACGAGAAAAUCCUAGACGAUCUGUUGGCCUUCGUGGAGGGAUGUUACCAGAGUUUCGAGUACAGUGGGGUGCUGCCGACGGCUGCUCUGCUGACUGGAAUAAACCAAAUCGAUCAUCUGUCGCAGUUUGAGAGCCUGGCGGGAAAUAUUAGGAACAACACUUACUCACUGGUGGUGAUGCUGCAGUCGAGGGACUGCCCGAGUAUGAAGGUUACUGUUGAGGCCAUCGUGUCAGGGUUUGUAGAAGAGCAGCGCGAUGGAGAGGACAGCGUUGAGGGACGGCAACUUCGUCGAAAUCAACUCAACUUAGGAGUACUCAAGGAAUGGUACUUGGAAAAGCACAGGCGCAUGGAACGGAAACCUAACCUGAGUAUAAUCAUACCGGACUUUGAACUGUUUAGUCCAGAUGUGCUUCAGGAUUUAAUACUGGUUUUGAACUCUUAUGCGCCAGAUCUCCCAUUCGUGUUGAUUUUUGGGGUGGCCACGUCGGUGAAUACAGUCCACACUGUUCUUCCCUAUCAUGUAACGAGCAAAAUAAAGCUUAGUAUUUUUCAAUCAGAACCCUCGAUAGGCAACCUGAACAAGAUUCUGGACAAUGUACUUUUAUCGCCGUUCUGUCCGUUCCAUCUGUCAGGGAAAACUUUUAAACUUCUGGUUGACAUUUUCCUGUUUUACGAUUUUUCUGUCAAAGGCUUCAUUGAAGGUUUUAAGUACGCUCUGAUGGAGCAUUACUUCCAAGGAUCAAUCUACGCCCUUUGUAGUGCUACCACAGAUCAAGAAGAGCUGGAAGAAGCGGUUGAGCAACUGACCGCAAACGAUCUUGAAGAUAUUCGACAGCUUCUGUCUUUUCGUCCCCUAAUUGAAUCACUCAACAAUCCUCAGGAGGUUGUGGAUUUCCUCACCAAAGACGAUUAUCUACGCAGAAUGUUGCCCUCGUUGCUGAUCGAUGUGCACAAUUUUUGGUUCACAUUCCACUGCUCGUUGGAAAUGCUACAAGUUCUUGUCCAAGAUCUACCAAAAACGCCACUUGGGAAGCAACUGCGAGAGUUGUACGAAGUUUGCAUCUCCACCGACAUUACUCAACUACCGGAAUUCAAAGAAUGCAUGCAACUUGUCGCGUUCAUGUCCAAAGAAGAAAUGCUCAGCAAAUUAUUGAAAAUGUUGGAGGUUGUUCUCAAAUAUACAUCGCUCAGCGACGAGGCUAGCAUAAGGGGCAGAUUCAGUUUCGACAUUGAACCCCUCGAGCAAAUGAACAACGAUUUAGAAAAAUUUGCCAAUGACAUUGCUGCGGCAGGGCUGGAGCUGAUACCGGCCGCAGAAUCGCUAGACCAAAGUACCACAUUUAUUGCCUCUCCCAAUAUGAGUCGGCAACAGUUGAAAGAGAAGCUUUUGAGCGCAGCUCGUCAGCCGAAACUGGAAUCCGACUUCACAAGGUCUAUCAACAAUCUAAUGACCUAUAUCACGGAAAAAAUCUUCGGGAAGCUACUGCGUCCUUUCAACCGUGGGCCCCCACUUAUUGAGCUAUUUGUAUUCAACGAUGCAGCCAGCAUUCGAAGGCAUAUCGUGGGCGUUCCACGUGCAGCAGUUCACACAGCUCUGAACAAUCCACACUUUUAUCUACAGUGCGGGUGUUGCAAACUACAGGAAGAUGCAUCUUUGAUUCCGACCUUGCCAGAUUUGUCGGUGGCCUACAAGUUACACCAAGAGUGCGGUAAAAUGAUCAAUCUGUACGAUUGGCUGCAAGCUUUUCGCACCGUGGUGGACACGGCAAAUGACGACGAUGUUGAGUUAGAGCGUCCCGUUGAUCCGGAAAUACAAGCACGUUUUACGCGCGCAGUUGCGGAGCUUCAAUUUCUUGGCUUCAUUAAAACCUCGAAAAGGAAAACGGAUCACGUUACACGAUUGACGUGGUAACACCUUGUCAAAACAUGAUCCGCACUCGUUAGAGGAAUUAUUGAGUAAGAUACUCAAGACUGUCUUGAGAAAUUAUUGUGUAAUUCGUACCUGUCUAUUAUUUAUUGUGCCCUACACAAUCUGGUUCUUAUAACUAAU